Messenger RNA from Rhincodon typus (whale shark), 2916 nucleotides. Its product is annotated as guanine nucleotide-binding protein G(s) subunit alpha. Gene Ontology annotation, molecular function: insulin-like growth factor receptor binding; D1 dopamine receptor binding; beta-2 adrenergic receptor binding. Bases 233 to 1507 code for a protein of 424 amino acids. Gene Ontology annotation, cellular component: heterotrimeric G-protein complex. The transcript is spliced from 12 exons. Lineage: Eukaryota; Metazoa; Chordata; Chondrichthyes; Orectolobiformes; Rhincodontidae. Gene Ontology annotation, biological process: sensory perception of chemical stimulus; adenylate cyclase-activating dopamine receptor signaling pathway. The record is from RefSeq and is a predicted model, not a curated record.
GAACUGUUAUCUUGUUUCUAUAAUAAAAAAAAAGCCGAAGGAGGAGUUGGGGGGUGGUGAAAGUGUGUGGAGGAAUCGAGGCCAGGGAUUUCUGGGCCAUUCCUUUAGUGUUCGGGAGAGGGAGUUGGGCUCAGAUGGUGACAGGGAGCCGCUGAAGUUGUUGGUUCCCUGGCCGGGGGAGCUUUAGCGAGCAGCUUGUUGUAUCCAUUUGCUCGGUUACAUUGUGACAGCCAUGGGGACGUGUUACAGUCUCAGGUCGCGGCUUAUCGGUCCCCACAGCGCCUCCAGCAUCGCGUACUCCGGGGGCCGGCCGACCAACGCCAUCGCCGGCGGAGGGGAAGGCGAAGCUGGCCAACACGAGCAUCCGGACGGGCAGCUGAGAGAGCGGCUCCGGUCUGAGGAGAAAGCCCGCCUCAAAGCGGAUAAGAAACGGAGCCGCAGCAUCGACAAGAGCCUGAAGGCGGAGAAGCGCGAGUACAAGCAGACCCACCGGCUCCUACUGCUCGGAGCUGGUGAAUCCGGUAAAAGCACUAUCGUCAAGCAGAUGCGAAUUUUACACGUCAAUGGAUUUCAUGCCGAUGAGAAAAAACGGAAAAUUCAAGAUAUUAAAAAUAAUAUUAAAGAAGCUAUAGAGACAAUAGUGGGUGCAAUGAAUACACUUGUACCACCAGUCCCAUUAGCCAAUCCAGAGAAUCAGUUUCGAUUGGAGUACAUUCUAAACUUAGCGAAUCAGAAAAACUUCGAAUUUACACCGGAGUUCUAUGAACAUACAACGAUACUCUGGCAGGAUGAAGGUGUGAAAGCAUGCUACGAGAGGUCGAAUGAAUAUCAGCUCAUUGAUUGCGCACACUACUUUCUAGACAGGAUUGAUAUAGUCAAACAAAAUGACUACAUACCUCCAGACCAGGAUCUUCUGCGAUGCAGAGUUUUGACAUCGGGAAUUUUUGAGACGAGGUUUCAAGUUGAAAAAGUAAACUUUCACAUGUUUGAUGUCGGAGGGCAACGAGACGAGCGCAGGAAGUGGAUUCAGUGUUUCAAUGAUGUCACUGCUAUCAUAUUUGUGGUGGCAAGCAGUAGUUACAACAUGGUUAUACGAGAAGACAAUCAGACCAAUCGUCUCCAAGAAGCUCUUAAUUUGUUCAAAAGUAUCUGGAACAACAGGUGGCUGCGGACCAUUUCUGUAAUUCUCUUCCUAAAUAAGCAGGAUUUACUGGCAGAGAAAGUAUUGGCAGGAAAAUCUAAAAUUGAGGACUACUUUCCUGAGUUUGCUCGUUACACUACACCUGAUGAUGCAUCACCAGAGCCUGACGAAGAUCCAAGGGUCACAAGAGCCAAGUACUUCAUCAGAGAUGAGUUCCUGAGAAUCAGCACAGCAAGCGGCGAUGGGAGGCACUACUGCUACCCUCAUUUCACAUGUGCAGUGGAUACCGAGAACAUUCGCAGGGUGUUCAAUGACUGUCGGGACAUUAUUCAACGUAUGCACCUUCGUCAGUAUGAAUUAUUGUGAUGGAGAGCACUUGUCUUUGUGUAUUGGACUCUUUAUUCCUCAUUUAACUUGCCCACACAGGUGGAAGAGAACUGGUGCGGUCUCUCUCCGAAUGCACCCCUCCACUUUUCUCCCUGUCGGACAACAGCAGAACUUCUUGCUUGCUUCUGUCCCCUGGACAGUGUGAGAUGGCAUCACCUAAAUGCCCAUUUACAUGUGGGUUUUCCUACUACUUUAACAAAAUCAAAAAACUUAACCAAAUGCCCUGGACGAGGAGUACUUGAAGGAAUAGAAAGCAAAACUAAAUCAAAAACCCACACAAAUUGGGGAAAACUUGUUCCAGGGUAAUCAUCGCUGAUGUGGGCUUAUAAUAUCGAUCCUGUAUCCAUUCACAGCAACAGAAAAUGCGAAGGUGCCAAGUCCAAGCUGAAGACUAGACCUCUGAUGUAUUCCAAGCCUGACAAGGUGUGGAAUGGACAUGCUGAAUCCCUGCAGAUCCGAACAGUGCAAAAAAAAGAAAUCUGAUAAAGCCUCGCUGGUUUUUGAGAGGGGCGUUUUUAACAAAAAAAAAUAAAGUCUGGCAGUCCUUGGACCUAGAACGUGAUGAACUGCUUUUGGCCUGUGAUUGUAGAAAGAAUUAACCACACACACUGUUUUAGUUCUCCACAGAUGAAUCGUUCAGCUUUGUUCGUUCACUGGACUUCAGUCCAAUUUAUUUCUUUCCUGUCUAUUCUGGCUUCCCCUAUUCCCUUCCCUCUAUUUUUGUUUAUUUUACUUCUGGAUUAUUAUUCUUGUACAGACUGUAAAAUGUAUUAUUUUGUACAACUUUAUUGAAAAUAACUUGUAGAAGAUCUUUGUGCCUUGAUUAUGGCUGUACCUGUAAAAUGAGCUAAGAUGUAAGUAUGUUUGAUUGCGCUGUACAGCUUUGUCAGCCCUAUCUGCAGCAUUAGCUCAAGGUAGGGAAUUUAUCUGUAGUUUAGUUUUUUUUCUGGUUUAUAAAAGAAGGAAAAAUGCUGUUUAGUAUAUUAAAAAGAAAGUACAAAAUUGUGCAAAUUAACCACUUAAGAAGUGAGGUCUUUAACAAGUGACCAGACGUUGCAGCAUCAUUUGCUUUUUUUAAUUUUAGCUUUAACUCAUUUCAGUCUAUCCAGAUGCAAACAUGGCUUGUUUCUACAUAAACCAAAUUUUGCUACAAAUUAUAAAUGUUAGUCUUUGGUCAUUCAUAGUCCUUUAAAUUUUUUUUAAAAUGUAGGCAUUGUGUGAAUAUGGUGAGCAUCGGUAGAUCUGGCUCCUCUGGUCCAACCAACAGCAGAUGUACAAUGUUGGUAAAGUUAACACAAAGCAAGGUGUAACCCUUUGCAUUUGGCCUCAGAAUUCCAGUUGCAAAUGACAUUUUUAUUUCUCUUUUAAUAAAGAGAUACCUUAGAAAA